Molecule: messenger RNA, 2527 nt
Organism: Branchiostoma floridae (Florida lancelet)
Lineage: Eukaryota; Metazoa; Chordata; Leptocardii; Amphioxiformes; Branchiostomatidae
Product: ankyrin repeat domain-containing protein 53-like
Exons: 5
Coding region: 160-1839 (559 amino acids)
Biological process (GO): regulation of mitotic spindle organization; regulation of mitotic cytokinesis; mitotic metaphase chromosome alignment
Cellular component (GO): spindle pole
Molecular function (GO): protein binding
Source: RefSeq, a predicted model, not a curated record
ACAGUUUUGGGCGUAAAAGGGCGCCAAAAUGUCUGGAAACCAUUACCGGAAGUGAAGAGGGGUUGCUGUGGGCAUUGACAUGCAAAUCAACAGGUUGCUUUGGCUUCAGCAAACAAACUUCAGUCUGUAGUUAGGUAUUUUGUAAACCGUGAAGCCGGAAUGGCCAGCGAAGGGCAGUCCCAUAGGGACCGGAGGACGAGUGCGGUCGGGGCGGGGAGGACGGUGUUGCCGAGGCGGCGCACUCGGCGGGUCGUUGCCGUCACCAAGAAGAAAAUCGUGGAUGACGAGUUCAUGGCUGCCGCGAUCGGCGACGUCAAGUGGCUGGAGCAGAGCCUGAGGGACGGGAGAUCUCCCACGGCCAUGGACAAAAACGGUCUUGCAACCAUCCAUCUGGCUGCCCUUCAUGGCCGUCUGGAGUGCCUGAAGCUCCUGAUAGAGAAGUACAAGGUGGAUGUGGACUUCCCCAGCAGCACAGGCUGGCGGGCAGUUCAUCUGGUCAUCAACAAGGAGACAGGGAAGAGGGCUCACAAAUGUCUGCAGUACCUUCUGGAGCAGGGAGCAGACCCUUCUGUCAUGAAUGAUGACAGCCUGACACCUGUCCAUCAGGCAGCCAGCGAGGGGCUGGUUGAUUGCCUUCAACUGCUGAUUGAUAAUAGGGGAGUGGUCGAUGUUAUUGACGUCAGAGGUCAUCGACCUAUUGACCUUGCCAAACUGUGGGGUCACAGGAAAUGUGCAAGAAUGCUUGCAUCAGUUAUGUGGUCCCAAGAGAAAGAGUUCUUUGCCAAGGAGAUGAGGCAACUUGGGCAAGUCACUGCUAAGUACUGGGACUUUGAACGGGACACAGCAGAGACAAAGCGUGCCGAGCAGGAUUUCUACGGACAGGUGGCCUUCGGUAAUUGGAUAGAUGAUAAAGGCCUUCCUCCAAAACUCAAGCAGAUGGACUUCCUCUCACGCCCAGAGCAGUUCCCAGCAAAGCCCAGCACCACAAAGUCUAAAACGAGCACCCGGUCAGGGGAGGGCACUACCACUGGCUCUGGAUUUUAUAGACCAAACAGCAAAGUAGCAGCACCUGUGGUGUCCAGCUCCAAGAAAGAGGAGAUUUUGGGGGGUAUACAGACCACCACUCAAAAGGUUCCAGUACGAGAACAGGGCCUGAGGCCCCGUACCCAACCGCCACCAGAGAUCAUAGAGCCCCCGAUGUCUCCCCCCAAAUCCCCUGCUUCUCCCAGAAAGGACAUGAAGCUCAUUCACACAAAGGAAUGGAAGCCAUUCUUUACAAACAUAGAGUCAGAGCCUAAAACUGACAUCUUCCGUCCACAUGAGGUGCGCCGAAGUGUAGAACCAGAGGACAAUGACCCCUUCUCAGGUCUCCGACGCACCAAAUCUCAACCAAUCACAAGCCAUCAGGGCUACGACCUGGCAGAGGUUGAGAGGCCGGUGACAUCCGGUGGCCUGCGCAUGCCAGUGUUGCCAGAAGAGGUGAUCCGGCGAGGCUUGUCACGACAGCGGUUACCGCACGAACGGAUCAAGAUGCCUCAGGAGUUCAAGUGUGUGAACAUCAUUGACGUCCAACAGAAGAGGCUUCCAGAGCCCGAGGUGCGACAGGGUGAGGCAGCCAUGCAUCUGGCCCAGACGCUGGAAUCUAACUUGUUCCAGCUGGCUGUUGGAGACAAUAGGAUGAACACCGGCAGCUCCUCAACAGCGACCUCUAGCACCGACAUCCAGUACUCCAGGGAGAAGGUGUUGAACACAAUGAAGAGGCUGCAGAAGCCUCGGCCCUUCCCUGCAAUGCCAGGGCCUGACUAUGUGCUGAACUUGAGUGGAACCAUGGGGAUGUAGAGUAUCAGUGAAGGUCAGGGUUUUUGGUAAGACCUCUGGGGCAGACAUCUUUUUUUGUCUCCACUACUUCUUUGAGUGUAGAUACAUAUUAAGUGAUGAUGCUCAUUUUCCCCUCUGCAACUUUUAAUGUCUGUCUGAAAUUUUGAAUACCCCAUUUUGUGCAUAUCAAUUAGAAUAUGUGAAGACAUGCAGUUCUGAUACUUGGAGAAAGCGGGAUGUUCAUUGGGUGUAUAUUUUGAACAAGGCAAUAUUAGCUCCAAGUAACAUGACAGAUUAUUUGUACAAAAGUUAAUGGAUUUGGUUAUGUUCUGGUCUGUUCCUAAUGUUACUCCCGGCUUGAACACAUGUACUAUAUUUGUGUUCUUGAUAGGUAACAAUGCUGUAACCAGAAGGUUAGUAUGUUAUAGUACUAGUAGUCUUCAGCAACUUGCUAGGGGUGGGAAUCUCUACAAGUUACUUGAAAAAUUUUAGGAACGAAAUGAUUCUAUGAAAGAUUAUAAGAAAUAUAUUUCACUUAUAUUAAUCCUCUAAUGUUUGCCAUAGUUCAUGGUUUCAUGGUAUGUUUCUGGAACUUGACUGCUGAUCUUGUCAGGUAAAUGGAUACAUACAUAUUGCAUUCAAUGCUGCUGCCAUUUUCAAAUAUUGUUGUAAUUAGAUGGGUAAGAUUUAAUUAAAAUACCUGACUGGA